AUGCCAGAUUUAGAAAAAUUGGUGGAUGAUAUUACAGCCAAGAAAUAAACAGUAAAUCCUAGUUAUAGGUUGUUCUUAACUUCAAUGCCUGCUUCCUAUUUCCCUGUAAGUAUACUUCAAAAUGGAAUUAAAUUAACAACAGAACCACCUAGAGGUUUGAAGGCAAAUCUGAAGAGAUCCCUUUAAGAUAUUUCCAAUGAAUUCUUGGAUUCUGCUGCUAAACCAGAGAUCUAUCAUAAAUUAGUUAUGGGAUUGUGCUAUUUCCAUGCCAUUAUUUAAGAACGAAAGAAAUUCGGGCCUUUGGGAUGGAAUAUCAAAUAUGAAUUUAAUGAUAGUGAUCUUGAUACUUCAAAGACAGUCAUUAAGAUGCUUUUAGGUGAAAAUGACACUGUACCUUGGGAUGCCAUGUUGUAUGUCAGUGGUAAUAUCAACUAUGGAGGUAGAGUAACUGAUGAUUGGGAUAGAAGAUGUUUGAUGACCAUUUUGAGGAAAUUCAUAUGUAAUGAAGUCUUGGAUGAUCACUAUGUCUUUUGCGAAAAUAAUACAUACAGAAUACCUGAGAAAAACGUAAUUGAAGAGUAUAUUAAAUAUGUUGAAUCUUUACCCAUGACUGAUGAUCCUGCAGUUUUUGGUAUGCAUGAAAAUGCCAAUAUUACAUUCUAAUAAAGAGAAAGUGACUCAAUACUAGAAACUAUCUUGUCUAUAUAGCCAAGAGAAGGCGGAGGAUCAUCAGAAAAAACACCUGAUUAAAUAGUAUUAGAACUUGUCAAGAGUAUUUAAGAUGAUCUCCCUCCUCUCUUAAACAAAGAAGAAUCUAAUAAAGAAUUAUGGCAAAUUAAUCCAGAGAAAAAUCUUAUUCCAUCCUUGUCUACAGUUCUAUUGUAAGAAUUAGAACGUUUUAACAUUUUACUCUCAACUAUGGGUAGAACAUUGUAAGGAUUGGCUUAAGCUAUUGAAGGUAUCAAGUGGUAAUGA
Molecule: messenger RNA, 975 nt
Organism: Paramecium tetraurelia
Lineage: Eukaryota; Ciliophora; Oligohymenophorea; Peniculida; Parameciidae
Exons: 1
Biological process (GO): microtubule-based movement
Cellular component (GO): dynein complex
Molecular function (GO): minus-end-directed microtubule motor activity; dynein intermediate chain binding; dynein light intermediate chain binding
Source: RefSeq, a predicted model, not a curated record